Messenger RNA from Leptopilina boulardi, 1281 nucleotides. RefSeq names its product putative protein TPRXL. The coding region runs from base 213 to 935 and encodes 240 amino acids. NCBI's taxonomy places the organism in Eukaryota, Metazoa, Arthropoda, Insecta, Hymenoptera, Figitidae. The record is from RefSeq and is a predicted model, not a curated record. The transcript has a single exon.
UCAAAGCGCAUUCGUCUCAAGCUUACUUUAUUAUAUUCGCUCGAGGUCCAAUAAAAAUAAACUUUAAACAAUUGUUUCCUCAAAUGUGAACAGUGAAAAGUUACAAAAAAAAAAAAAAAUAAAGGAGUGUUAAAAAAAAAACCCCCAAAUGAAAUAACUUUUUUUUCUCAGAAAAAAAAAUUUUGUUGUGCAAAAAAAAAAAAAUUAACGAAAUGGAUGAGUCAACAAGAUUGACAGAUCCGCCUCAUCAUCAUCAAAAUAAUAAUCAUGAUCGCAAUCAUAAUGCUGAAUUUAGAGAUGAUGAAUGCUCGACUGACAGUGGUUGCAGUAGCGGUGGUAGUACCGGAAGUGCCGAAAGACUAUCAAAACGUGGUAGUGGUGAUAAUCGAUUUUAUGAAGGUGGAGGAAGAUUUCCCCGCACUCAUCAUUAUUUGGACCGGCUUCGAGGUCGGUCAUCGAACUCACGCUCCCAAGAGAAGCUCUCGAGGCGAAAUUGCAGUAACGAACGUAAUUCCAGGGGUAAAUCAUCUAGGUCCUGGAGUCCUAGUGAUUGUAGGUCGCGACCUUCUGCCGAGUCUCCCUUCCAUUCGCAAAGUCCCUCUGACGCUCAUAGUAGCGACAGUGAUUCCCUGCAAAGGCCAUCGGCCUCUUCAACAUUACGUAAAGCAUUACAAAGUCUCAAGAUAUCAACAUCAUCAUCAUCGUCAUCAUCAUCAUCAUCAUCAUCGGGUUGUGGUGGACGCGUUGAAAAAUUAGAAAAAAAACACAUGAAAAAAAGUCCAAAACGAAUACUUCGCAGUCCAGUUGCAUAUACUUAUGUUAAAGGCCUAUCAGGCCUACCAACACAAAGAGUUCCAAAAAUGACGACAACAACAAAUCAUCAUCAACUAAUCAUGCCUUGUAAAUGUCAAGAUUCAAUUGGAUUAUAUCGAUAAAAGGUGGUUUCAAAAUAUCACCCACAAUUUUUUUUUUUUAAUUUUUGAUUAAAAAAAUUUUCACAAUAUUUUAUUGACUGCACCCCCCUCCCCCCUUUUGCUCAUGCGAAAUUCGUACUGGACAAUGUAGAAAGGGCAAUGACCCUGUGUCCUAUUAGGAAAUUUUUAGGUGCUUUUUUGAUGAAACGAUUCAACUCGACGAAUGAUUUUCAAAUUUUUUUACUGUGAAUGAAUUUUUUCUUCUAAAAACACAUAAAAUAAUUAACAUUGAUAGAAAUUAAAUAUUAAUUAAUAAUUAAUAAAAACUUAUAUUAAUUAAUAUUAAUAGAAAAUUAUAAUCACACUG